AUUUCAUCUUUCGGCAGAUAUCCCACGAAACUCUGCCGCUGGUUGCAUUGUGCGGAGUGAUCAGGCCUCCUCGGGACUACCAUCACGUGAACCGCUACCGCAAACACAACAAACAUUUUAUUUCAACGCCGAACUUACCGUUAAUCAGUGCCCGUCCCGUCAUUGCUCGCUGCGGGGAAGAUGGGCUGUGGUUGGACGAGCCGCCACACCAACGGCCCAAAGUUAGCCAGGGUAGCGGCAAGAGCGUGCCAAUCAACGAUGCCAGAGCAAUGCGUCUAAAGCAGCGAUUGGUGUGAAACGCCAUGCCCCCACAAGAAGCCUCUGAGUUGGAUGGCCACGGACUCGGAGAUCCACAGAAGUAAAAGAGCCGCAGCGGAUCCCAUCAACCCCUGCCAUGGAGUUUGUCGUGAAGCAAGCCUGACGGACAGUCUGGUUCAUGCUGGUACAACACGUGUCUGGACAUGCGAUCGCUCAAAUGGAUGGGCAGAAUGCCAGCGGUCACGAAAGGUCGACACCAGGCUACCGUAGUGACUACCUAAUUGAGCAGCAGGGUAGCCAUGUGACACUUUCUCGAAGAUUUCCAUGCAAACAAACGAAACACCACGGUGCUUCUGAACUAGCGAUCUAACGACGUCUUAACUUCCCCCGCAUCCCACGAGCCACCGCUGCAUAUCGUACAGUAACAAGACCCCAGUAAUGCCCGUCCUGAGGUUUGAGUAGGUGAUUAUGUUGGGCACAAAGCAAGCGGGGAUGAUCAGGUGAGGAGACCCAUCCGUCAACAGUAGGCAGCUGAAAGUCGGGCAUGAAUGCAUUAGUGCGAGUAUGUGAAACAACCGCAACUUGGGGCCACGCAAAGCCAGCAUAGGAGUCCGUAGCCUCAUGACGUUCUGCCAUAUAUGUUCCGUUUAACCCGGUGUGCUCCUGUGGGAAUUUGGGUAAUCAAGCGGAAUGGAUCAUCUUCGUCUUCCUCGCAAAGCACUUCUGCCAGCACGAAGGGCUGUGGAUGAAGAAUUGCCAGGCCAAGCAUCUGAAUCUAUUCCAGGCCAUUACCCCGGACGUCUCCACUCGAGACAACAUUUUAUCGUAAGGCUACUUUCCCUUCUCCUCCAGGAAGAUCCAUCCUUGCCGACAUCGAUCGAUCCUCGGGCUUCGACACCUCCACUCAUAAGUAAAAUCGCGCUUGGACGCCGGGCCGAAAUCUCAGCCCAUAAUCGCACCCAUGGGCGGCUACAAUCUUUGUUCCCGGCCAAUAAUGAUACCUUAGUGGUCAAUGAACGAAUUGAACAGGGAACAGAAGGUGGAGAAGAUGUCGACACAAACUUCUCUGGAUCAACCUCUCAUAGUUUUGACAUUCGAAGGACGAGACACAAGAAGCGGAUAUCGGAAUUAAAGGAAUAUAUAAAGCCAAUAUCUCCCGAAGAUGGAUCUGCCGUGAUUCUACUAUGUUGGGGUGAAACAUCCUGCUGCUCAGUCCUGCCAGUGUCUGCUUCGAACCCAGAAGAUGAAGUGGCUACAUGGAGAGAGAUCAACGCAGCCUGGUACACUCGCAAAGGCCACUGGAGGAAAAGGCUGAUGGGAUUGAGGGUCACGAGAGUUGCCAUUGCCGAGAUCACAGUACUAGGUCUGAAGGAAGCCUCGAGCGGCACCGGAACAAGUGAAUAUAUUGGAAUGUAUUUGGAACAGGAUAUUCCAAAAGAGCGAAAAAGAUUGCAACAUAUUAUAGACUGCAAUCCCCCAACCUCACACUGCUUUUACAGUCGUGAAACAGGAACAGUACAUUGCGACCCCGAAUGCGUUUGCUCUCAGUGUUUCCCAAACAUCGACGGCAUUGAUGAUUGUCCCUUAAAGAUAUCGCGUGCUGCCAGGAGGGAGCUUUUGCUCCUUGAUACGCUCGACUUAAUGAGGCACGUCUUCUCAAAUCCUGUCCUCGCUGCUUCGAAUGAUUUUCUUGAGCAAGCAAACCUUGUAUACAGUCACCAGGAUGUUCUGAGCCAAUUUAACAUUUGGAACGAUUGGCACUGUCCAGGAUUAAGAGAGAUCCGAUUCCGGGGAAUAGUAAUCAAGGAAGACUGGAUACUAGGUACACGGCAGGUGGUUUUGCCUUUGUUUGCAACAACGUUUUUAGUGGUGGUUAUUGUUGCUAAAUCCUUUUUUGACUGGGGUACCGCAUGGAGUGUCGGCAGUUUUUUUGUCACGCUAGCAACGCUUUUAUGGACGGUUAGUCAAUAUCACCAUUAGCGUCAUCUAAGCAUGUAAAUAGGAUAUUAUCAAAGCAAAAUGACUGAUCGCAAAAUGCUCAA
Molecule: messenger RNA, 2300 nt
Organism: Aspergillus calidoustus
Lineage: Eukaryota; Fungi; Ascomycota; Eurotiomycetes; Eurotiales; Aspergillaceae
Source: the annotation of a GenBank genome assembly